Molecule: messenger RNA, 2954 nt
Organism: Strongylocentrotus purpuratus (purple sea urchin)
Lineage: Eukaryota; Metazoa; Echinodermata; Echinoidea; Camarodonta; Strongylocentrotidae
Exons: 2
Coding region: 92-1474 (460 amino acids)
Source: RefSeq, a predicted model, not a curated record
GUGUUGCGAACAAGCAUUGGUGUGGUUGACAAUCAUGAAUACCGCAGACAACAUUUGAUCUUUAGAAAGUGAUUUUACGACCGCAAACGGAAUGGCUUCCCAUCUUUCGGGAGAUCUAUCACCUACACUCCCUUCGGCUGAGGAUGAUGUCUUGCCCCUCCCUUCUAGGUUUGCUCUGGUUUUCCUGGGUCACUGGUCUCGUAAAAGGGAGAAGGAUGAUGCGAAAAUUCUGACGACGCCUAAUAAAGAAAACACCUACGGCACCAUGAACAAAUCGGAAGCUGAUGAAGAGAAAUGCAUAGGAGAUCCAUGGUCAUCGAUGGAUGACGAUACUUCGCCACUGAUCACAAAAGAUGCAAAUUUGAACUUCAGGAGAGACCAUAAUUCAAUUCGCAAGCGACUUACAGGAUGCUGUUUUUUAGACGUGCUCGGGAUCAUAUACCUCUUCCUUUCUUGUGGCAUGAUGAUUUUCGACCUGGAGGCGUAUUUGCGAUCUUACUGGGGCGUCAAGGAGUACGCUCUCCAUUUCGUCACGUAUACCACAUUCAUCGUCCAGCUCAUGGUCGUACCUUUCUGGUGUCUCUACACGCGUAUGAAAAACAUUAUGACCUGCAGUCGGAGCCAACGGAGAGUUUCGACGAUGUCUAGAGCUUUCAUCGCAUGUCGUAUCAACAUCAUACGUAGAGGGCGCUCCGAAGCGAAGAUUCUGUCAUGGUUUCCUUUCUUGUGCAUCCUGGCAUGGCCCACGAUGACGGGAUGCUUUCGAAUCUUGUACGACUACUUCCUUCGAGUCUGUAAGAGCGAAAGCAUCCAUGGUGAAGUAGGUCACUGGAAUUCACUUCUUGGGUCGAUCAUCUACGGAUGCUUUUGUUAUAUCAUAUACCUGGAGCGCAGAUCAUUCGAAAUCGAAGCACACCAGAUAUUUCGCUACGCCAUGGAGCAGGCGCCGUACCCGAAUGUCGAUGCAGUGCUCAGUCGGAUCCGUCACUUCAGCAUACAGUAUAAGAUACUCCGGCAGCAAAUCGGGGCGUGGAUGGCGUUCACCAUUGUGGUUUCCACAUGGGGACUGACUUCUCACAUCACAUGGAAUUACUUGGUGUUCAGCCAAAAGGAUCUUUCCCCCGACGUUCUCCGAACCAUUUACUUUCUCAAUGCCCUGGUCACCACACAGAAGAUCACCUUCAUCGCUGUGCCUUACUUUGCCCUAGGUGGCCUCAACAUGGAUCAUAUCUGGAGGUACUUAAAGGAAGACAUCACACAUUGCAGGGAACACAAGUACAAGAAGUACUGGAAGGCUGUCAUUAUUUACGUCAAAGAUAUAAAUAAGAUGUUUUCAGGUAAUAUGACAUCUUCUCUCAUAUCCACUGGUCUCGGCAUCUAUCUUGGAUUAAACCUUACAAAGAGUCAAGAUAUAGGCUUCUGGAUCGGUCCAGCUGCAGUCGGCUGUAAUCUGACAAACCCCACUGGAUUGUAGACCGCUUAAAAUCUCACCGACCUGUUCAAAUUAACACGUUAUCUCUAAAGAAAAUGUAAAUAAUAUAAAAUUCGGAGAGAGGGAAAAUAAAGGACAGUUAAAACUUAUCCAUCAUACAAAAUUCUGUUCAUGGAUUGGUCGAGAAAACCCUAACGUGAUCAAACAUAUUUGUACUAGAAGAGCAACCUUUUUCUAAUUUUCUAUAUUUGAGACGUAAGAUUGAGGAGUCUUAGUAUUUUUAGGCAAAUACAACAGUAUUGUAGUUGUAGUAAUCUCAAUCUUACUGGUCUCUUAAGGCUACGAAGGAUAUGCGUAGCUCUUCUUGAAAGUAGCGAACAGCUAGUUACCACAGACAAAUGACAGAGAAAAAAAUAAAUUAAACAUGUAUGAAAUCAGCUUAAACUGGUCUGUCAUGGAUAAUACUUUUUCGUAAAAUGUACAUAAUGAUAGGGCCUAUAGAAUUAAGAUGUAUUUUGGCUUGAUGAACUUUAAGUUUUGCUGCAUUGUUAAAAUGGUAAAACAAAUUAACAUAAGGUAGGCCCUAAAUGUGUUCAAGUGUUCUUAUUUUAUGUUUUCAGCAAAACCGAUAAUCGACAUUUUCCCCAAAUUUAAAGGAAUACAUUAUGUCUAAAAUAAAGUACGAUGUCCAUUGUCUAAUCGUAAAUUAGGCACUGAGAUUUACAAAUGAUAUCAAUUGUUAAUAUUAUUAUUGUUCUAAAAGUACUGCGGGUAUUUGGGUUAUUAAGUCUGUUCAAGGUUUGGCCACAUAUCAUUGUCUUUUUUAAAAAUUCCUUUCCUAUAAAACACAUCAUGUAACCCUGGAAAUGUGUACCAAAUGUUCUGCUUAUUCUCUCCCAAGCUCUAUUAUCUUGUUGUAUGCAGUUAUUUUGUCCGCCCAGAGUGAAAUACCUAGCACCUCUUAAAAUCCUGAUCUGCAAAUUUAACAACGUUAGAAGUGGGCGUAUGCCUACAAAUUUUCCUAUGGCACAGUUUUCAUACUUGAUCACAAUUUCUCAUUAUAAAUGUCAUUGAAUGUUUAAUGUUAUGGCUUAUUCUCUGAUUGAAAUCUGAUGCAUAAUGGAUAGAAAUUUGCCUUAUUCAUUUCGUCUAAAUCAAUGUGAUGAGCAACUGUCUUGUCAGCUAAAUGCGUAUAGCUUCUGUUUUAAACCUGUUAUAAAAUUUAAAAAAAUUAUGACAAAUAGUAUACGAUGCAUAUUUAUAUUUCUAGUGUUCACCUUAUAAUAUUUAUAUUUUUUUUGCAAGGUAUCUAUGUUUUGUUAUCAGUAUGUACAAAAUUGUUUUUCCCUUUCUUUCUAUCUUUCUCCCUUCACGUUCUCCCCCUCCUUCUCUCUCUCUCCCUCUCUUUCUCUUCUGUCCAACCACCUUUCUGGAUCUUUUCAUCUAUCUUUCCUUUUUAACUCAAAUUUUUAAAUUGUAAUAUUGUAUAAGAUUAAUGGUGUUCACGCUCUUUAUUAUUAUG